CUUGGAAGCUCAACCGUGUCUCUUGUCUUCUUUCUUGCUCUCUACAUACCUGGUUUCGUCCUUGUUGCUGCUUGUUUAGACCUCGCUAUACCAUACCCUGCUACUUAGCUAUUUGUCCGUUCGUUCGUUUGUUUGUUUGUCUGUCUGCUUGGAAGCUCGUCUUGCGCGUCCUUGACGUACCUGGCUACGGUACUCGGCCUCGACCUACCUACAACACUCGGCCUCGACCUACCUACCUCCAUACCAACCCACCGCAGCCAUCGUCAACAUGACCAGCGCCGAAGAAGCCUCCAGCGCAGACAAGGCCGCGCCGCCCGCCGCCGCCGCAGCAGACAAAGCCGUAUCGCCCACCCCUCAACCACACACGCAAACGCAAACGCAGCGCCUACGCGCCCUCCUCACGCACACGCUCCGCCGCACCGACACGACGCUGCUGCGAGCAUCAGCGCUGCUCGCCACGCCCGCCGGCAUCGACAGCACGCUCUGCACGCUGUCGUACACGCUCACGCUCGUGCACGCGCGGCUGCGGGCACGGCUGACAACACGCCUGUACAAGCUCGCGCUGGGCAUGGCGGCGAAAGCGAGCGACGCGCUGCUGCCAGGGGAGACGCUGGUGGCGACGCUCGCGCAGCCCGCCAGCAUGCGCCGGCUUGGGCGCGCGGCUGAGGCGCUCGAGAAGUUCGCGGGCCUGGUGUCGGAUUUCCGCGUCUUUGUAAGGCUCUGGGGAAUGCUGGACAUGUAUGUGUGGGCGCGGGGGACGUGGGUGCAGCCGCCGAGGGAUGGCGUUGUUAAAGCUGUUACGUGGGCGCAGGUGCUGGUGAAUACCGCGUACCAGGUGCUGGAGAACGGGGCCUAUUUGGCGAGUAAGGGCGUCUUGAACAGUGAGGGCUGGAGCGGCGAGAGGGGUGCCAAGAGGCAAGCUAGCUGGUGGGUCUGGAGUUCACGGUUUUGGGCUGCGCAUGUGGCGCUGGAGUUUGUGCGGCUGGGGUGGGAGUGGCGGCGGGAGGUUGUGGUGGAGCGGGAGAGGGAGCGGGAGGGGGAGGGAGAGAAGGAGGGAGAGAAGGAGGGGGAGAAGAAGGGCAUGCAAAGCGGACAGGGUGAGGGCAACGACGCCGACGCGGUGCAGGCUGCCCGGCUGCGCAGAGAGGUCGAGACGGCGGCGUGGUGGCGCCAGCUGGUCAGCAACCUGGCGUACGCGCCGUUGACGGUGCACUGGAGCGUGGAGGAGGGCGUGGUGAGCGAGGCGUGGGUGGGCUUCCUGGGCAUGGUGGCUGGUGGGGCGGGGUUGCGGGAGCGGUGGAGGCAGACGGCCGCGGUCGUUGCUGCUUGAGGAGUGUUGCUCCGACAGGAGUGUUGCUCCGACGGGAGGGGUGAUGCGUUGUUGUUGUUGUUUGGUGGUGCUGAACACGCAGCUCUGCAGACCGCAUCGCCUUCGAAUCCAUCCUUCCGUCCAUCUCCUCAUGUGAGAAUCUGCCACCACCCAGAGUCUAGAAGCCGUUCGAACGCCCAUGUUCCCAUAUUCCCAUGUUCCCACCGCUGCGGAGCUACAGCAUCACUCACCAAGCUUCCAUCCCACCCCAUCACGGGCCGCUGUCGCAAGCAGACAAGCCGACAAGACCCACAGCACAGCACAGCACAAGACAGCUCGAGCACCCAGCUCUCGUAGAAACGAAACAAACAGUGGCGAUUUCGUC
Molecule: messenger RNA, 1694 nt
Organism: Aplosporella prunicola CBS 121167
Lineage: Eukaryota; Fungi; Ascomycota; Dothideomycetes; Botryosphaeriales; Aplosporellaceae
Exons: 1
Coding region: 269-1330 (353 amino acids)
Biological process (GO): peroxisome fission
Cellular component (GO): peroxisomal membrane
Source: RefSeq, a predicted model, not a curated record